Messenger RNA from Haliotis rufescens (red abalone), 1956 nucleotides. RefSeq lists its product as uncharacterized. NCBI's taxonomy places the organism in Eukaryota, Metazoa, Mollusca, Gastropoda, Lepetellida, Haliotidae. Bases 1 to 1956 code for a protein of 651 amino acids. The record is from RefSeq and is a predicted model, not a curated record. The transcript is spliced from 2 exons.
AUGCCCCCAUCUCUCACGCCACUCUCUACAUGCCCCCACCCUCACGCCACUCUCUACAUGCCCCCUCUCUCACGCCACUCUCUACAUGCUCCCACCCCUCACGCCACUCUCUACAUGCCCCCAGCCUCACGCCUCUCUCUACAUGCCCCCACCCAUCACGCCACUCUCUACAUGCCCAAACCCCCUCACUCCAUUCUCUACAUGUCUCCAUCCGACAAGCCUCUCUCUACAUGUCCUCAGCCCACACGCCUCUCUCUACAUGUUCCCACCCAUCAAGCCACGUUCUACAUGCCCCCACCCAUCACGACGCCUCUCUCUACAUGCCCCCACCCCACACACCACUCUCUACAUCCCUCCACCCCACACACCACUCUCUACAUGCCUCCACCCCUCACACCACUUUCUACAUGCCUCCACCCCUCACCCCACUCUCUACAUGCCUCCACCCCUCACACCACUCUCUACAUGCCAACACCCCUCACGCCGCUCUCUACAUGCCCCAACCCACACACCACUCUCUACAUGCCUCCACCCCUCACACCACUCUCUACAUGCCUCCACCCCUCACCCCACUCUCUACAUGUCCCCACCCCUCACCCCACUCUCUACAUGCCCCCACCCCUCACCCCACUCUCUACAUGUCCCUCACCCCACACACCACUCUCUACCUGCCUCCACCCCUCACCCAACUCUCUACAUGCCUCCACCCCUCACACCACUUUCCACCUGCCUCCACCCCUCACGCCUCUCUCUACAUGCCCCCACCCCUCACACCACUCUCUACAUGCCCCCACCCCUCACGCCUCUCUCUACAUGCCCCCACCCCUCACACCACUCUCUACAUGUCCCCACCCCUCACGCCGCUCUAUACAUAUCCCCACCCCUCACCCCACUCUCUACAUGCCCCAAACCCAUCACCCCACUCUCCACGUGCCCCCACCCCUCACGCCGCUCUCUACAUGCCCCCACCCUUCACCACAUUCUCUGCAUGCCCCCACCCCUCACCCAACUCUUUACAUGGUACAGAAGACGGUAGUUAAUGGUUACGUGGUACAGAAGACGGUAGUUAAUGGUUCCGUGGUACAGAAGACGGUAGUUAAUGGUUCCGUGGUACAGAAGACGGUAGUUAAUGGUUACGUGGUACAGAAGACGGUAGUUAAUGGUUCCGUGGUACAGAAGACGGUAGUUAAUGGUUCCGUGGUACAGAAGACGGCAGUUAAUGGUUACGUGGUACAGAAGACGGCAGUUAAUGGUUCCGUGGUACAGAAGACGGCAGUUAAUGGUUACGUGGUACAGAAGACGGUAGUUAAUGGUUCCGUGGUACAGAAGACGGCAGUUAAUGGUUACGUGGUACAGAAGACGGUAGUUAAUGGUUCCGUGGUACAGAAGACGGCAGUUAAUGGUUCCGUGGUACAGAAGACGGUAGUUAAUGGUUACGUGGUACAGAAGACGGUAGUUAAUGGUUCCGUGGUACAGAAGACGGUAGUUAAUGGUUCCGUGGUACAGAAGACGGCAGUUAAUGGUUACGUGGUACAGAAGACGGCAGUUAAUGGUUACGUGGUACAGAAGACGGCAGUUAAUGGUUACGUGGUACAGAAGACGGCAGUUAAUGGUUCCGUGGUACAGAAGACGGCAGUUAAUGGUUACGUGGUACAGAAGACGGUAGUUAAUGGUUCCGUGGUACAGAAGACGGCAGUUAAUGGUUACGUGGUACAGAAGACGGUAGUUAAUGGUUACGUGGUACAGAAGACGGUAGUUAAUGGUUCCGUGGUACAGAAGACGGCAGUUAAUGGUUACAUGGCACAGAAGACGGUAGUUCAUGGUUGCAUGACACAGAAGACGGUAGUUAAUGGCAACAUGACACUGAAGGCGCUAAACCAGAGACAGAAGGUACAAUGUGACCAACGAUCCAUAUUGGAGGAGAAGGAUGUGCCUAACAACAACAACGCUUCCUAG